GCAAAGCAAUAGACACAUCUAAUAUUUAUCUCAAACCUGCUACGCCUGGGACGCAGGAGCUGUCAUCUGCCGGAGCUGAUUAUGCAUGCAGCCAAAGCAGAGCCUGAUUGGAUGUAGUAGGACCUAAGGCGAGGGGGAGAGGGAGCGGAGAGAGAGUUCAGCUCGCUGCACUGAAAUGUAAACACUGGAAAGCGGGAGGGAGUAUAAUGCCUUUAUGCUCCGAACCGCAAGCAGCAGGCUCCUAUGGCUCCGGCAGCAUACCUCUUGCAGGUCUAGCUGUGCCCGGCUUGAUGAACAGAAGCAGACACUUCGGAGGAUCUCCUGCCUGUGGAUAUAAAUAGGGGGCAAUCGGGAUGCGCUAGCUUUCUCCAGCGGCGCCACAGCUCCUUCGUGCUCUGCGCUGCAGCUGGGACGGGGCAAUGGACAUGAACAUGAAGAAGUUCACAGUGCGUCGGUUCUUCUCGGUCUACCUUCGCAAGAAAUCUCGUUCAAAGAGCUCAAGCCUAAGUAGAUUUGAGGAAGAAGGUAUCGUGAAGGAAAUAGACAUCAGUCAUCAUGUGAAGGAAGGUUUUGAAAAAGCAGAUCCUUCUCAGUUUGAGCUGCUGAAAGUAUUAGGACAAGGUUCAUAUGGAAAGGUAUUUCUAGUGAGGAAGAUCAAAGGAUCUGAUGCAGGUCAGCUGUAUGCCAUGAAGGUACUUAAGAAGGCAACUCUGAAAGUUCGGGAUCGGGUACGAUCAAAAAUGGAGAGAGAUAUUUUGGCAGAAGUGAAUCAUCCUUUCAUAGUCAAGCUUCAUUAUGCAUUUCAAACAGAGGGAAAGUUGUAUCUAAUACUAGAUUUCCUGCGGGGAGGGGACCUUUUCACAAGACUCUCCAAAGAGGUGAUGUUUACAGAAGAAGAUGUCAAGUUCUAUUUAGCUGAGCUGGCCUUGGCGUUAGACCAUCUCCAUGGUCUUGGAAUUAUUUACAGGGAUCUAAAACCAGAAAACAUUCUUCUUGAUGAAGAGGGCCACAUUAAGAUAACAGAUUUUGGUCUGAGUAAAGAAGCCAUCGACCAUGACAAAAGAGCAUAUUCAUUCUGUGGGACAAUAGAGUAUAUGGCCCCAGAGGUGGUCAACCGCCGGGGACACACGCAGAGUGCCGACUGGUGGUCUUUUGGCGUACUCAUGUUUGAGAUGCUGACGGGAUCAUUACCCUUCCAGGGAAAAGACAGAAAGGAGACAAUGGCACUCAUUCUCAAAGCCAAGCUGGGAAUGCCGCAGUUCUUGAGCAUAGAAGCCCAGAGCCUUUUGCGAGCCCUCUUCAAAAGGAACCCCUCCAACAGAUUAGGUGCUGGAUUCGAUGGAGUGGAAGAAAUUAAACGUCACCCUUUCUUUGUUACUAUAGACUGGAAUAAACUAUACAGGAAAGAAAUCAAGCCACCUUUCAAGCCUGCAGUGGGGCGGCCAGAAGACACCUUUCAUUUUGAUCCUGAGUUCACAUCUCGGACCCCCACAGAUUCCCCAGGUGUUCCUCCAAGUGCCAACGCUCAUCAUCUUUUCAGAGGGUUCAGCUUUGUUGCCUCUAACUUGGUGCAGGAGCCUGCACAGCAAGAUGUGCACAAAAUCACCGUCCAUCCAAUUGUGCAGCAGUUACAUGGGAACAACAUUCACUUUACAGAUGGAUAUGAGAUCAAGGAGGACAUAGGAAUUGGCUCCUAUUCAGUGUGCAAGAGAUGUGUUCAUAAAGCUACAGAAACAGAGUUUGCAGUGAAGAUAAUUGAUAAGAGCAAGAGAGACCCCUCUGAAGAAAUUGAGAUCCUCUUGCGAUAUGGACAGCAUCCAAACAUCAUUACUCUUAAAGACGUCUAUGAUGAUGGCAAAUACGUGUACCUGGUGAUGGAGCUGAUGCGGGGAGGCGAGCUCCUGGACCGCAUUCUUCGGCAGAAGUGUUUCUCAGAGCGGGAGGCCAGCGCUGUGCUGUGCACCAUCACCAGGACUGUGGACUACUUGCACUCUCAGGGCGUGGUGCACCGAGAUCUGAAGCCAAGUAAUAUCCUCUACAUGGAUGAGUCAGGAAACCCAGACUCCAUCAGGAUCUGUGACUUUGGGUUUGCCAAGCAACUGAGAGCGGAGAACGGGCUGCUCAUGACGCCCUGCUACACGGCCAACUUUGUUGCUCCCGAGGUCCUUAAACGCCAAGGUUACGAUGCAGCCUGUGACAUCUGGAGCUUGGGGAUCCUACUGUAUACCAUGUUGGCAGGGUUCACUCCUUUUGCAAACGGACCAGAUGACACUCCAGAGGAGAUUCUGGCCAGGAUUGGCAGUGGCAAAUAUGCACUUACAGGAGGAAAUUGGGAUUCAGUAUCUGACACUGCAAAGGACAUUGUGUCAAAGAUGCUUCACGUAGACCCUCAUCAGCGCCUCACAGCGGUCCAAGUCCUAAGACAUCCAUGGAUAGUGAACAGGGAGUAUCUGUCUCAAAAUCAACUCAGCAGACAGGAUGUUCACCUGGUGAAGGGUGCAAUGGCAGCCACUUACUUUGCUUUAAACCGAGCACCUCAGGCACCAAGGCUGGAGCCUGUAUUGUCCUCCAAUCUGGCUCAGCGGAGGGGCAUGAAAAGACUUACCUCUACCAGGUUGUAGCAGUACCCCCAAAAGGCCUCUGAAAACCCACAGUUUAUUAUUUGAGAGAUUCAUCUUUACUUGGCUAGCAGAACUUUUUUGGACAACAUGCACAUGAAAUCGCCAGAACUAGCAGAAGCCCAGAGUAAGGCAAAGGUCUCCUUUGCUCCAUCAUUUCUUUUACAUUCCAGCUAGGGUCCCGAGUUCAUCAACUUCACAAAGAUGUGCCAAUUUUGCCAGUAGCUCUGUUUCCUUACUGAGAUAAAGCCAAAUAAAGUAGGUGUGCUCCAUCCUUCCCAUCCUAGGAAAUACUAUUUUUGAGUCCUUAAGAUGUUCCAUGGGAACACUGUUUUAAUUUUGUUUCUCAAGAAAAGCACUUUUUGCUAUGAAGAACGCAGUUGGGUUUGAAUGUUUUCAGCUGUUCCAGGAUGCAUUAUGAUGAAGUGGCUUGGCUGGUCACCAGUAGACAUUAAUUAACCUCCACUCACCCCAGGAAGAGUGAAGGCUGCAGAGACACAUGAAUAAUACCUUACUUGAAAUAAGUGCUAUACAACAUGAAGGAGAGAGAGCUGUCAGUGGUGGAAGUACCUUCUGACUUCAAGAAAUCUUUUGCACUUUGCCCCUGCCCUCUCUGGAACAAAGCUAGCACCGUUUGAGGAGCGCAUGCCACCAGCCCUGACUUACUUGGUCUCCAAGAGCAGAAAAUCUCUGAGAAACUCGGUCCUCCGAGCAAAUUAUUGGGUCUUAUGAGACUGUUGCAAAGCAUUCACGUAAAACAAUGUGAGUAGGAUCCUGUGGGUCAGGGGACAAAAAGGUGUCUGAUCUCUGCCAGCAAGCAGGAGGUCUGAGAGGACCAGGUGAGGGGGAACCGAGCAGAGGCAGGGAGAGUGCGGGUGUCUUUGAGGACAGUAGGCAAAAAAGCCCAUGGCAGUGUGGUGGGGAGUACUGCCAAAGGGAAGUAGCAUGCACAUGCUUGGGGGGCAAACAGAGAUUCCCUUUAAAAGCAAGGGAUCGUCCCACUUCAGCAGCUGGUACAGAAGAUGGUGGGUGGGUGGGUGUCUGGGCUGCUGAGGGGCCACUCUCCUCCAGGCUGUCACUGCAUCUGGUCAUGGAGACUGGCUCUGGUGGGCCAGAGUGCCACCCUGGAGCAAGUGAGGCCGUUUCCAGUCAUUGCUCCCUGCCCUGCCCUGGCUGCUCACCCAAAUCCACCUGUGUCGCCCAUUUCAUGUCCCUGCCUGGCUGUUCUGCUCUAGCAGAGCUAAAUUCCCUGUGCCACAUGUGUGUGCGAAGAGUGCCCACUUCUGAAGAGUCCAGCUAACUCUGUUACAAGCUUUAAUAAUAAUAAAUUAUGAGGAGAAAUGGGAGGGUGCUCUGCUUUUAUAUUUAUAUAAAUAUGUACAUGUGUAUUUAUAUACAUAUAAAACAAAACUUCUGUACCCUAAUACCUGGAUUUUCCAGGUUCAGGGAAAGAAAACUUUGUUGAAACAGUCUCAGCGAAAUGGACCUUUUUUCUCAUUCCCUGAUUUCAAAGAAGACGAGGAAGGUUUGUGGUGCCAGAUGUGAACUAUUUUUUUAUUCUUUUUCUUACCCAUCUUGGCUUACGGUGGCCACAAGCUGACCAGGAUUCUUCUUUAUACUGCUUUUCUUAAUUUAUGUUUUCCAAGUAAAUUUUGUCGCCUCAGAUGCUUUGUGGGAAAAGCUAAUGUGCUGUGUUGGCUUUUUUUUUUCUGUUGUUAUGGGAAAAGAAGGAAAAUGUGAACAUGGAGCUUCAUAUGCUGGAGACGGAAACUUUUCCUUGCUGGGUAGUAUGUGUAUCUCGGAGCUGAACUGGAAUUACCAGAUCAUUGCCUCAGAGUGCCCAAGGGAACAAGGAGAUGCAAUUGCUAUAGCAAUAUGCUUCCUAAAACUAUCUCUGUUCCAAUGUUGACUGAACUUUGUUUGUUUGCAUUAGUCUUUUUUAAAAUUUAAAUUUAUUCUUAGUAAUUUAAACUGAUAUUUAAUUUUCAGGUUUAUGUGCUGUGCACAGUGGAGUGCUGCAAAGCAGCUCUCCUUGAAGCCCUUCUCUUUUCUAGAAUAAACAGUACUGUGAAACUUCACACAGUGGCUGAAUUGGCUGGGACUGAUGUGUGCAAACACGCACAGGUGUGUGUCUAUGGCUAUAUACACAGCAGCCCUCAUUUUCUCCUCCUCUAAGCUGUGCUCCAUAUCAGCUUUUUGCUGUCUUUACACUUUUCCUCUUGUUAAAAGUUGUGUCUCAUAUAUUUCUGCUAGCAGCACACUGCAAGGUGAGUCCACAGGCAGGGGAUAUCCUGCUGAUGCAGAAACACUCUGGCCAGCCCUUUUUUCCCUGGAGGUGACUCCUAUCCUGAAAGACGGCAUGAUGGGCACAAGGAUUCUAAGGGCAACCUGGAGGAAGGGCUGGAUUUUCUGAGGUCCUAGCUGAUUUGUGCUGCUUCAACAAAAUGUAUUUUUAAUGGUCAGUGUAAUUGUAUUGUAUAUGGGCAGAAUGAGUAUUGUAAAUAUUAUGUACAGUUUUUGUCUCCCCCUGAGAAUUCCUGGUCAUCUUUCAUUGCUUCAGUCUGCUUUCUCUUCACAGGCAUUGGAAACAGUCUAAUCCCUUCUUGAUAUACCCAGUCUUAAAUCUCUGAGCAUUUUGAGCAUCUUUUUCAUCUCAAUAUUAUUGUAGGUCAAGUUUAAAGGAUGCUUCCCAAAGUUCAAUGGUUUGAACCUCUUCCUGAUUUAGCUCUUUCUAACCCACCAGCUAUCACCCUGUUAACCAUACAAGGUUUGGGCCAUACAGCAUGAUACAUAUUGAUGCUCAUUAAUUACUUUAUAAGCCUAUAAAUUACAUAUAAUGGGGUUUGCUUAUUAAGAUUUUGCUGCCAGUGCAUCCAAAUGUAUCCACCUGUGUGUGUAUAUGUACAUACAUACACCAAAAAAAAUGCUGUCCCAGUUUGUCCAAAUGAGAAUAUAAGUGCAGUCAAUGCUUGAGAUGAUAUAGAAAAGAAGUUUGUCUGCAGCAUUCUUGAAAUCUGUCACUGAAAAUGGUAGUGAUUAUUCUGGGUGUGCACAGGUAGCUGUGCCCAUCCAUGGAAGAAACUGUCCCAUGCAGCCUUACCUCUGUCCCAGCUGUGCAUCCCCAUGCACCACCCCAAGACAGAUCAGCUUCCGCCCCCCCACCCCCCACCCCUCAGGCUUGCCACGAGAGGUGCUCUUCUGAGGGUUUUCUUACCUGUUUCGGUCAAGUUGAACCCAAUUAAACCAAUCCCACUGUCAGUCUUGCUGAUCCAGCUCACUUGGACUGAAAUUUGCCUCCACCAGCAAAUCCAAGAGAUGGUCACUCCUGGCAGAGGGGGAAGAACACAUCACUGGCACUCAUUAUUUCAGACGAAUAGCACCCGCUGCUUCCCCGGCCCAGCUGGAUCCAGGUGAAGACGCAUGGCCAUGACCUAAUUACUGCUACGGUUGCUUUUAUACCAGCAUCUCCUUUUCAGGCUGCUCGCUACAGUAUAGCUCAGCAAUAAGCAUUUAUUCUUUCUAGGAGAAAACUUAACUGAAAAAGGCUUAGCCUCUCUCUCUUUUUCUCUCUGUCUCUCUCUUUAUAUGUUAUAUUUAACUCCUGAAAGUCUAAAAAUCAAUUUGAAUUGGGUUAUACCAUCUUGAAGGUUAUUAGUCCAUAAAGUGACCUAGUGCCUUAGGCUAUUACAAAUAGUAUAGUUACAUUUCUGAACCAUCAAAGUGUGCAAAGCAGUGACCACCCAAGGCAUACUAACGUGUAUCUGUCACAGAUAUAGUCAGCUCAUCUGGAGGGCAACUUCAAAAGCUGUUUUUCAGCUCAGUAGACCAGACUCUGCCCAGCAAGGAGGAGGCAUCUCCCCACACUUCGCAGAGCUGGACCCCACCUCUGCAGCUCCAGGACUUUGAAGAGGCCAAAUGGUUCUGAUGCAAUGGGAAGAAUUGCCCCAGUUCCUACACAGCACCACAGCUUGUGUAUAUGGCAAAGGUGUGGGAGAUGCUCCUCAGAGGAAGACCUGACCCCUGUCUCCCAUUAAUUUUUACUCGUUUAAAGUCUGUUUAAUUUUUUCAAGCAAGUUUUAACAGCAGAUAGCAUUUAUAAAGCCUGACUUUUUCAGCAAACCACAAGUGACCCUCACAGACACUUCAUAAUCAACCUCUAAAUCUGAAAAAUGUGGCCAUCUGACAACAGAUUUCAUAUUAUCUUGAGCAGCUCCCUGCCCCUGGAUACUAGGGACGACCCAAGCAGAGAGAGCUGGGAGGACAGCUUGUGCCACGUGACCUCAUGACACAACGUUGCAUGUCACACUCUUACAAAGUACAGGUUGUGGGUCGCUGUGCUUCACCUAACCCUGGAGUAAUACUGGGACUUUUCUCAGCCAGACUUAUGGUUGAACAGGUUUUGGACAGAGUUUGAAAGGGACAAUGAAUCUGUUGGCUUAUAGGGUAGAUCAGCCUCUAUCAGACAGGGGACAGGCUGGUUCUGCCAACAUAGUGCAGCACUCUUUCUAACAACUUGCACCCAGCUCUGGUACAUCUGAAUACAUUCGGACCUUGGUCAAGAUGGAAAUUGUUGUGUGUCUAUGAUAUGAAUUACGCCAGGGCUUGGAUCAUCCCGUAAGCCACGGGUGCCACAAGUGUUUCUUACGCCAGCAGUCCACAGAGCUUAUGACAGCAUAUGUGAGCGCUGAUGCUAAAAAAGGCAGGGAGUCAUUUUCUCUUGACCUCAGCUGCUCAUCAGUACUUUCGCACCUCCCUUAUCCAGGUCACCACAGGGCAAAGCAAAUGUUUGUGCAUCAGAAAAAGUGGCUGGGGACAGCAGGAAGGCAACGGCAUCUUUUUUGCCAGCAGUGCUGUCAACACAUUGGUGUAGCUGCAACUUCAGUGUCGCCUCCUUCCCUCUGUUUCAGAGUUAUGCUGAGUGAGCCCAGGUGUGGCUCAGAGCCAGGGUGAUAACUGAUGAGAUGUUUGUACAGCAGCAGGUUACCAGUGCCAAGCUGUGCACACAGAGGAGGAGAAGUCCAGGCUUCUGAAAACUUACCACAAGUUCAUAUAAACUCCCAGGAAUGAGGAGGCGUAGGGCUGCAGGUGACAUGCCAUGGGGAAAUAAAAGUUGACUGUGUGUAUUUUUGCCACUAUUGACUUUAUAAAGAGGAUACAAAAAAUCUUGGGUUUGUUUUUAUAUCAGCCAUUUUUACAGAGGAAAUUCCUGCGUUUGUAAAGUGCUACAGCUUUCUAGAUCCCUACCUAGUAGAAGUACGGAAGACAAACAUGGAAAUUAAAGCAGAUUACUAUAGCAGAAAAGAAGAUACCUUAGCUUUCACCAGAAAAUUAUUUCCAUUCAGGUGAAGCGGUAUAUUAAGAUUUGUGUAUCAGAAACACCAAAGCAAAUAUUUAGAAGCAAAGUUCUCUUGUUGAACAUCUGCAGAUGGCACCUUUAAACAAAAGCCAAGUGAGCUCCAGGGUCACAUGUCUGAAUCCUAAAAGACAGGCAAGCAGCACAACUGGGCCAACCACCUCAGAUAUUCCUUACAUUAAAAUAAAAAGGCCUAAAAUAAUGUUAAUAAGAUGCUGUAAUAUAGUUCAUUAAAAAAGGAAAAUGUGCAAGCCUGUUUUCUUUUUCUCUUUUGAAGUAUACAUCAUAAUCCUAUAGAAGUGUGUAGUCAUACUUCCUAGCUGACCUCACUCCUAAAACUCUGUGUUGCCCUGAAAUAUUGUGGCUAAGCUGCUUCUGGUGGCCCAGUUCCUAUGUGAACAGUCCCACAUUCCCCCCUCCAUGUCUGCCACCAACAGGCACAACCAACAAUUGCACAUCCUCUCGUAUUCUGAAAGUUAGCAAAAAUUUGAGUGUUUAAACUCGGAAGAUAAAGUUAAGUUAAAAGUAAGGGUCUCACUGUGGACAGAACUAAAAUUCUCAGUAUUUAGGUGAAAUGUGGAUAGAAGCCUGUUGAAGAGCAAAUAAAGUCACAGUAGUUCUUAGAGCCAAACGUCAACCAAAUUCUAUACACAUUUUGUGAGCCCAGACCUUGCAUUUCCAUGUGCAAGUGAGUGACAACACAUGCAAGUCAGUCAGCUAAGCAGGCAUCUGAUCAUGCAUGUCAGCCCAGGCUUGCACGUGGAAAUGUUUUGCAGCCCAAAGUUUAGAGUCUAAAAUUAAGAAUUUGGCCCUUUGCAUCAGCCUGUGUUGUGUAAACCAUGAGGUUCAGUGUUGAACGGUACAACUGCUACUGCUCGCUUAGGUAUACAUAGUCACCGAUUCAAUUUGUGUCCAGUCAUGUCUCCUAAAUGGAUGUGAUGACGGUCAUAGUUUUCAGAGAUGCUGUAGCCUGAAAGGCAAAUGAGGAAAAUUUGUACCCUCUUUGAUAAACGAGAAUUUUGAAAAGGAGAGGUUGGAAAUAAGCAUUUGUAAGUGCAGAAAAUGAAAAACAGUUGCUAAAAGAUUGUUUCUGGUUUGCUACUCAGAGCCAAAUCCUGACUCCCUCACCCUUGCUGUGUUAGCUUCUUAAUCUGUAUGCACCUUCACUGAAACCAGGGGGCAGCUCAGAGCAGGCUCCUCUUGCCUGUCACAGUGGUGGAGUCUGGCAAUUAGGUGAUGAUGUGCAAGGGGUUUACUUGGGUAGUAUCCAGUGAAUUUGACAAAAUAUGAACCAUGAUCUAGCACUUUGUUUACAGGCUCCAUAUUCAUGUUUACAAACAAUGAUUUCUGAGGCUCACGCUUUUUACGUUUCCUGUAUGAAAAGGGCAGCCGGUGUACAGAUAUUUAUUAUGUUUACCAGCGUUUCUGAAUAGAUUUUUUUUAUAGUACAUGGUUUUAUGAAGUGUAAUAUUUUUAUAGCAGAAUGAUGAUCUUUGGACUUUCUAUAUUGUUACAUACAACUGUUUGCAAAUAAGCUCUUUGCUCCCUUUUUUCUGUGCACUCUAUCCAGUGUUGCUGCUGCUACUGUUGCUGGCCUCAGCGGCUGCUGCCCCGCUGUGACGUGGGCUGACGGUAUUGUGAAACUGUGCAAACUAUCUUCAAAGAGCUGUGACUGUGCUGAAGGGCUGGCGGUGUGCUGGGUCCCUCCCGGCAGGAGGGAUGGGGAGCUCUACUCUACCAGGGCAAGAGUUUACUGUGGAUGGCCCCCGAGGAGAAGCCUCAGUGCUCACCUUUGUCUGUACUCUGCCAUUUUGGCUUGGCAUGCCCAUCCUUUCCUUUCUUUAUAAAGAAAUAAAAAAGAAAAGAAAAAAAAAGGAUCCUGCUC
This is a messenger RNA of Phalacrocorax carbo (great cormorant), 9856 nucleotides long. The record is from RefSeq and is a predicted model, not a curated record. NCBI's taxonomy places the organism in Eukaryota, Metazoa, Chordata, Aves, Suliformes, Phalacrocoracidae.